UGCGCAGACAAAUGGAGGUAAAAAAUGUGUGGAACCCAUCAAAAGUAUAUUCUAACUACCACUAAACUUUCAAAAUUCACAAAAUGAAUACUUCAGACAUAAUUCAAACUUCACACAAAGUCUGCUGUAACUAUUAUUGAUAAUGUUUCACACUGUAAACCCGACAAACACAAAACGUUCUCUUGACGGGAACCGAAAAAUUCCCUUGGGAACCGAAAAUUGUUAGUAGGGAAUGUGGGCUGGUUCUGAGAUUGUUGUGGACAUUUAAGACACGCCUACCUCCGCAGCUGUCCAAUGGCACACAAACUUUGUAACAAGGCGAGAUUAUUCAGUCGCUCAUGCAUUCAUCUGCCUGUGUCUUGAUUUAAGCGAGUUUUCUGCGCACCUGUUGAUGAUGUGUUGGGUCUGGUAGAUCUUUAGCGAUCAUCUGCUUCACAAAUUCCUCUUCUUUCUUUUUUCGUUUUUAACACUUCCAUUUUUUGGAGGGUUGCUGGUGUACACAGGUGGAUAGUCGUUUGUUUAUCAAAGUUUAAAGAUGGACCAAGCUGACCUUCGGAGUCUUUUUGCGGCGUGUGAUGGAAAUCGAUCUGGAAGAAUCGAAUACGAUGACUUCGUCAAUGUUUGUCGAGAGCUUUAUGUCCCUGCUGACGGGAUAAGGACUUUAUUCAACAAGUUCGACCUGGACGGAGACGGAUGCAUUAAUUUAAACGAUUUUUCGUCCAGCUUUCAGGAAGUAUCCGAAGCCCUCAAUCUGGCUUUGUUGGACAACUGUUCGCAAAGUCAGAGGAUUGCUUGGGAUGAAUUUGAGAACACAUUAGACGGUGAUGUUGCUUUUUAUUUGGCAAGGCAGUUGGAUCUAUUGAGUGAGUUGUAUGAACAGAUUCACUCCACAUCUGAUGAGCUGUUACUGCAGCAAUAUGAGGAUCUCAUUAAGUCCCUUGUGGCUGAGAGCAGAGAGCACAGGAUAGAGAGAGAACGACUGCGGACCAGUCUGCGAAGCAGAACAGAGGAACUGAGCAGCAGUCAGUUGGCAGAGAUGGAGGACCUGCAGCAGCAGCUGGCCCGCACAGAAGAGCAGGUCAGGGAAGAGGAGCAAAAGAAAUUGGACGAAUCCAUUGCUAUGCUCCAAAUCAAGCACGAGAAUGAGCUGGCAGACCUGCAGGCAGCAAUAGAGAGGCUCACAAAGCAAUAUCAAGAGGAGUCCACAUUAAAGAGCCCCAGAGAAGAUGGCAUCAAAUUGAGAGUACAGAUUAGAGAUCUAACACAGGAAAAUGUAGAACUGAGGACUUCUCUCACGAAAGCCCAGAUGAGCAUCUCAGUUCUCCAAAUAGAGUUGGACAGAUUCAAAAACGCCUUCACCGACCAGAAACACCAACAUGAGAGAGAAAGUGAUGACCUUAAAAAGAUGGUGAUGGAAUAUCAGUCUUACUCCAGCCAUAUAGAAAUGCUCCAGGAAAUUAACAAAAAGUUGUAUGACGGCAACGAUGGGUUACGCUCUGCUCUGAGCCUGGAUAAUGCCUCUACAAAAAGACGGCUCUCCCCCAAAAAUGAAGUUCCUCCUAGGAAAAUGAAACUGAUUCGGCAGAGUACGAUGAAUCAGAGCAGUUUUGCUAAUGAAGAGGACUCCAUGACCCUGGUUAAGUGCUGGACUGAGAAGUAUUUGGACAGUGGAGUUUCCCUACAGACAGACACUGAGCCAAUGUCAGGCAGCAAUUAUGACAGUGAUGACAGCUGUCAUUUAGUGGAAACGGUGCAUCAUAGCUACUCUUAUAUUCCUACUGAGCUGGAGGUUUCAGACCUGAAGUUUGAAGCGGUGGAAUCUGUAGCUCCAAGCACAGUUGGCUCAGUUACCUCUUCACUACGACGCCGGUUGUCUGCUUUUCCUGUCAAUGUACUGGAUGCACCUUUAGCUUACUCAAGCUUACUUGGUUGGAAAUCUGCAUUUCAAACUGAAGCAGACCUGUGUGACACCAAUGAGCUUGCUCCAGUGUAUCAUCUGGUGCUGGCUGGGGAUGCUGGGUCAGGAAAAUCCAGCUUUUUACUACGACUGAGUCUCAAUGAAUUCAGAGGAGAUAUACAAACAACUCUAGGUGUUGAUUUUCAAAUAAAGAAGAUGCUUGUGGAUGGAGAGAAAACUAACCUUCAAAUCUGGGACACUGCUGGACAGGAAAGGUUCCGCAGCAUUGCCAGGUCAUACUUUCGAAAAGCACAUGGAGUGCUACUGUUGUAUGAUGUGACAUCUGAGAGCAGUUUCCUAAAUGUUCGCGAAUGGGUGGAACAGAUUCGGGAGUCAACAGAUGAGGACAUCCCAGUGUGUGUGAUUGGCAACAAGGUGGAUUUGAGGGCUGAGAAGCCAGAGGGAAGAUGUGUAAGUGCUUUCCAUGGGGAAAAGCUUGCUAUGGCUUACAAUGCCCUGUUCUGUGAGGCAAGUGCAAAAGAGGGGACAAAUGUUGUAGAGGCAGUUUUACAUUUAGCAAGGGAAGUAAAGAAACAUGCUAAACUGAGAUGGAGGUCAGAGUCGCAGGGAAAGCUGAGCAUUCACAAUCAGAGAAAGACACCGAUCAACUGCUGUGGAGUUUAAGUCUCGCUGGUCAUUGCUUGGAUACACCUUAGAGAUGCCAAGUUUAAUUGUCUUAAUGAUUUUAAAGUCUGUGCUUUGUAGUCAUGGUAACUUUAAAUACUGUCAAUGUUUAAUUCUACCAUAAUCAUGUCCUUUUAUUUGAAAAAUGUUGUGGCAAGAAAUCUAGUGUAUUUUAGAGAACUGGACAUCUUUGUUUAGUACUCAGUGUUAAGCACAGUGAUCAAAUGUAUACUUGUACAUUUGCCUAUAAAUUACCAAGAUUCACUUCAGGGUUCUGUGUUAAGUGUUUUACUUGUUAUUUAAGUGUUGUAAUAUUUUGAAUCGUUUUGAAGGACAUGUUUAUACAAAUGUUUCUAACAUUGUGUUAAAUAAAAAUUUUAGACUAA
Messenger RNA from Myxocyprinus asiaticus (Chinese sucker), 2967 nucleotides. RefSeq names its product ras and EF-hand domain-containing protein-like. The record is from RefSeq and is a predicted model, not a curated record. Gene Ontology annotation, molecular function: calcium ion binding; GTP binding; GTPase activity. Bases 536 to 2581 code for a protein of 681 amino acids. The transcript is spliced from 17 exons. NCBI's taxonomy places the organism in Eukaryota, Metazoa, Chordata, Actinopteri, Cypriniformes, Catostomidae.